AUGUCGGCCAUCACCAUCACACCCAAAAGACUCGCUCAGGUGCAGGGGAGCAUUCGGAAACUUCUCGCCGACUUUCCUAAACCAAUUUCAACUGAGGAGGAUAAGCAAAGAUUCCUCUCAGUCUAUCAUCCGGAUGUUCAAUGGUCGGAUCAUGCCUUUCUGGUCACCCGGCCCUUUCGAGUCGACGAGAAGGCCAUCGUUCCUACACCAUCUGGUGCAGUCUUGGAACAGAUUUGGACUGGCCGUUGUGCCAACGAUAUCGUGCGCCCGAGCGGCGAGAUGGCCGUCAAAGCGACAGGCAAGCAGUAUGUCUGUCAUGUGUGUAUGAUAGUUGAGAUCGAUGAAGAUGGCCUAGUCACCAAGAUUGAUGAAUAUUACAACCGGCAAUGGGACGAUGGCGUUGCCCAAAAGGAUUAUGUCGUCAUCAAAGGUGCUAGUCUCAAAUCCGGUUGA
Exophiala oligosperma is the source of this 453-nucleotide messenger RNA. RefSeq lists its product as uncharacterized. Lineage: Eukaryota; Fungi; Ascomycota; Eurotiomycetes; Chaetothyriales; Herpotrichiellaceae. The transcript has 3 exons. The record is from RefSeq and is a predicted model, not a curated record. Bases 1 to 453 code for a protein of 150 amino acids.